Molecule: messenger RNA, 4046 nt
Organism: Oldenlandia corymbosa var. corymbosa
Lineage: Eukaryota; Viridiplantae; Streptophyta; Magnoliopsida; Gentianales; Rubiaceae
Source: the annotation of a GenBank genome assembly
AUUUAUGAAGGUGCGUUUUCAGUUUUUUCCUGAAAAAAUAAUUAUCGUAGAAUGAAGGUGUAGAGAAACUUUGUUCGUUCUCAACUUCUCAUAGCUCACAGUUUCAAAAAAAAAAAAAAAAUUUCUCAUAGCUCGGAAGCUUAAUCAUGCGUUUAGAUUCUGCGUGUAUUUAUAUUGAGAUUUUCAGAAAUACUGUUUCAUUGAGAUCCAUAUCAUUUUGAGGUUUAGCAAGAUGUUUUUUUGCUCCUUCAAUUUACCAAAAAAAAGGAUGAAGUUCGAAGUUGCUAGUUCUCAGAAAAUUCUCAUCAGCAAAAAAUUUCACUUGUUGCAGUUUCAAUUCGAUUCCACUGUCCAGAGCCCCAAAACUGAAUUCUCCUCUUUGAUUUCUCAAAAACCCACAAGAGUAAAAUGUAAUCUUUGCUCAGUUUAGCCUGCCCUGAGUUGAUUCUCCGGCUGGGCUUGUGAGUUUGAAAUUCGAAUUACCCGACAGUGACUCAGAUUACUAGCGCACAGAAGAAGAAGGUAAUGAUGUUGCCUUCGGCUGAUCAGAAGAAGAAGGCCCUUCACUCGAUUUUAGCAUCCAGGCUCAGCAACUUGAAGAUCCCAUCUUGUUCUACUUCUUCACCGGCUGAUUCGGACCUUGAUUUCUCCGAACUUUUUGGCCCGGUUGCUUCUUCGCCAUCUCCUUCUGCCCUGUUUCUUGGUGACCCACAAGUCAUUCAUAACCGGUCACACUCUUUUGUGGGUCCUUCUCCUCGAUUCACCCUCUCAAAGUCCCUUCCUUUUCAGGAAGAACUUGUUUCUGAGAGUGAUGAUGAGGACGAAAAUGAAGUUGUGGAGGUCAGUGCGAGCCCUCGGGAUAAGGAGGUGGAGGAGGUGGAUGUUGGGUUGGGAGUGAAGAACAUUGCUGAAGUUAAAAAGAUUGGACCUGGGGAUUUUGAAAUUCUGAGGGUUAUUGGAAAGGGUGGAUUUGGUAAGGUUUUUCAGGUGAGAAAGUUGGGCUUGAAUGGAAUGUUGAAUGAUGGUGAUGGCAUUUUCGCAAUGAAGGUGAUGAGAAAAGAUACCAUUAUAAAGAAUAAUCACGUGGAUUACAUGAAAGCAGAGAGGGAUAUUCUCACAAAAGUAGUUCAUCCCUUCAUUGUUCAGCUUAGAUAUUCUUUUCAGACAAAAUCUAAGCUUUACUUAAUCCUGGAUUUCAUAAAUGGUGGACAUCUUUUCUAUCAUCUUUACAGACAAGGGAUAUUCAGUGAGGAUCAGGCAAUGGUUUAUACUGCUGAGAUAGUAUCUGCUGUUUCACAUCUUCACAAGUGCGGCAUUGUGCAUCGAGAUCUUAAACCUGAAAACAUUCUCAUGGAUUCUGAUGGGCAUGUUAUGCUUACUGAUUUUGGACUGGCCAAGGAAAUUGAUGAAUCAAGUAGAUCAAAUUCCAUGUGCGGGACAACAGAAUACAUGGCUCCGGAAAUCUUGCUGCGGAAAGGCCACAAUAAAGAAGCAGAUUGGUGGAGUGUAGGAAUUCUUUUGUUUGAAAUGCUUACUGGAAAGGUAUUAUUUCUGGAACAUCUACUUGCAUAUGUAUCGCUGUUGCAAUUCUUUACGUUUGAGUGUCUCAAGUUUUGCUUUAUAUAUGUCGUAGAAAUAACAAAAGGAAAUUGGAACUUCGUGUGAGAACUUUUUACUUGUUAAAGAGGGCCUCGUGUUCUGGUGCAAACUGAUGAAUCUCUUAACUUGUGUGGUUGAGAAAUUAUUUCACCACAGUAAUUUGUUCUAUUUCUUCAGAUGUGAGAACUAGAAAGAUUUGAGAUAUUUAGUAAGAGUUUUUGUUUUAUUUGUAAUCAGUUUUACAGUCUUGGCCCUCUGAUGUUGUCCAUCGUUGUUGUUCUAAUCUAGUAAAGGGCUAAGGGUCUUGUCAGGUGUUUCUUCGGUAUUUGAAUUGUCCAUGAUUACUGACUAAAGAAAUGACAUGUAUCAUGUAUCUGUGUUAUGCUAUAUCCUACCAAAGCCCCAAUGUGGCGGUGGCAUAUUGUGAUCUACAGUUUUGGUAUCAUCUCAUCCACUUCAGUCCUGUAUCCUUCGAAGCAAGAUCUUCAACAAAAGUGACAGUGAUUUCAUCUAAUACCCUCACGUAGUGAAUGAAUGAAUGAAGUUUAAUCUCUUUCCAGGGAUCAGAUAUAGUCGUCUCGACAAUAUCAACACUACAUUCCAACUGCUGUAGAAUACUUCACUCAUUGUAAACUCUUUCUGAGUUUGCGAUUAUAUUGUCAGAUAUUCGUCUUGAUUAUAUAAAGUGACAAGCUGUUCAAAACAUUCUGUGUAAUACGGAAGCACUGUGUUUCUUUUCAGCCACCAUAUUUUCAUUCCAAUAGGAAGAAGCUUCAAGAGAAAAUCAUCAGUGAAAGAUUGAAACUUCCACCUCGUCUGAGUGGUGAAGCCCAUUCCCUGCUUAAAGGAGUAUGUUCAAAGCUCUCUUCUUUCAUAUCGCUUGUUUUUUGUGGUUAUUUGUAACAUUAGGUAUCUUACAUACUGCUGCCACCUUGAUGACUUGUAUGUGCUACAGUUGCUAAAUAAAGACCCAUCCAAAAGAUUGGGCAGUGGGCCGAAGGGAGGAGACGAAAUCAAGGCUCACAAAUGGUUUCGGUCAAUCAACUGGAAGAAAUUAGAGGCCCGAGAACUUCAGCCUAAGUUCAAGCCAGAUGUUACUGGCACAGACUGCACUGCAAACUUUGAUAAGUGCUGGACUACGAUGCCUCCAGAUGAUUCGCCAGCAGCCACACCAACCUCAGGCGAGUUUUUCCAAGGGUAUACUUAUGUUGCACCUAAUCCAUGGCUCUCCUCUUCUCAAUGAAAUAUUUGUCCUGAAAUAGCAUUGCCUUUUAAAAUAGUAAUCUAUUAAUGUCUACCUCUGUAGUCUCGGUGCUAUUGAUAGUUUGUCAACUGUAAUUGAUUUGCUAUGACAGUAGUUUAAUGAUGUGACGAUUCAAGUGUAGAAAAGGCUUUAUCGAAAAAGGGUCACAGAAUUUCAAUCUUGUGCAUUAGAAUGAAUGAAGAAAAUUUCUCAGCUGUAAUUGAUUUGCUGUGACAGUAGUUUGAUGAUGUGACUAUUCAAGUGUAAAAAAGACUUUAUAGGUAAAGGUUCACAGAAUUCAAUCUUGUGCAUUAGAACGAAAGAAGGAAAUUUCUACACAGAUUUUGCUACGCAUCAUGGAUUGUGCUACAAAAUUUUAAUGCUACAGAUGCGUAUAGUGAAUUUGAUAGCAUUCAGGUUUAUAAUUUUAUUUUACUGCGAAAUUAGAAGCUUCGGGUUAAAUAGCAUUUCUCCAAUGCCUUAUUGCCAUGUUCGAGAAGUCUCCAUCUUCAUUUGUACUCUCUUUGGCUGGAUAGUAGCAUCAUAUAUUCUUCAUAUAUACUUUCUUCGGUUGGAUAGUAGCAUCUUAAUACCGUGGCGAACUUCCCGGUAGUGCAGCUGUUACCCUUUCCAUAGCCGGAGGUGAACGUCCCUCGCACGAUCUUGUUGACAUGUUUGCUUGACUGUAUAAAUUGAACUGGGUGUUUCAAGGUGGAAGUAGCGAGUGCCUCCUUGAAGAUUGGUAAUGGUUGUUCUUUGGGGUAGAUGAACCCUUGAUUUCAGUAAUAGAAAGUUUUGUAAGAUAUUAGAAGGCUUUGCUACUUAGGAUCGAGAGAAUAGAAUUGUACAAUCUGUUCUUGAUGAAGUACUUUAACGGCUGAAAGCAAACGUAAGUCUCUGCAAUAAUAGAAAUGAUAUGACAAGGACAUAUAAGAAUUCUAUUGGAAAAAGAAAGAGUGAAAUGCAGCAUAAAAGUAUUGCAUUUGGUCACUACAUCAAUUUAUGUCCAACGAGAUCAUCAUGGUGAUGAAUAGAGGACAAACGAGGUCAUUUUGCAAGAUAGUGGUAGUGAUGAUGAAGUCGUCGUUGGUGAGUAUGAGGAAUUGAUGGAUGGAAAAACUUCUGUGAAUGGCAUCCAAGAUGGGUUAGCCGGAGAAAAUUCUAUAAAUGGUGCAGAUCAAACUGAAAAAGGCAGAUGCUUCUG